AUGCAUUGGGCCUUACUGCUUGAACUCUCUGCAUCAGGGUACUCAGAGGGGGCUUUGGUGUUGCUGGCAGGAGCUGUGGUGUUGCUGGCAGGAGCUGUGGUGUUGCUGGCAGGAGCUGUGGUGUUGCUGGCAGGAGCUGUGGUGUUGCUGGCAGGAGCUGUGGUGUUGCUGGCAGGAGCUGUGGUGUUGCUGGCAGGAGCUGUGGUGUUGCUGGCAGGAGCUGUGGUGUUGCUGGCAGGAGCUGUGGUGUUGCUGGCAGGAGCUGUGGUGUUGCUGGCAGGAGCUGUGGUGUUGCUGGCAGGAGCUGUGGUGUUGCUGGCAGGAGCUGUGGUGUUGCUGGCAGGAGCUGUGGUGUUGCUGGCAGGAGCUGUGGUGUUGCUGGCAGGAGCUGUGGUGUUGCUGGCAGGAGCUGUGGUGUUGCUGGCAGGAGCUGUGGUGUUGCUGGCAGGAGCUGUGGUGUUGCUGGCAGGAGCUGUGGUGUUGCUGGCAGGAGCUGUGGUGUUGCUGGCAGGAGCUGUGGUGUUGCUGGCAGGAGCUGUGGUGCUGCUGGCAGGAGCUGUGGUGUUGCUGGCAGGAGCUGUGGUGUUGCUGGCAGGAGCUGUGGUGUUGAUGGCAGGAGCUGUGGUGUUGCUGGCAGGAGCUGUGGUGUUGCUGGCAGGAGCUGUGGUGUUGCUGGCAGGAGCUGUGGUGUUGCUGGCAGGAGCUGUGGUGUUGCUGGCAGGAGCUGUGGUGUUGCUGGGAGGAGCUGCGGUGUCGCUGGGAGGAGGUGUAGCAGCAGAGGGAGAGCUUACCACAGUAGCGGCCAUGAGAGCGGUGGUUGGGCAGACAGACGCAGGAGCUGUUGUGUUGCUGCCAGGAGCUGUUGUGUUGCUGCCAGGAGCUGUUGUGUUGCUGCCAGGAGCUGUGGUGUCGCUGCCAGCAGCUGUGGUGUCGCUGGCAGGAGCUGUUGUGUUGCUGGCAGGAGCUGUGGUUUCGCUGGCAGGAGCUGUUGUGUUGCUGGCAGGAGCUGUUGUGUUGCUGCCAGGAGCUGUUGUGUUGCUGCCAGGAGCUGUGGUGUCGCUGCCAGGAGCUGUGGUGUCGCUGGCAGGAGCUGUUGUGUUGCUGGCAGGAGCUGUGGUUUCGCUGGCAGAAGCUGUUGUGUUGCUGGCAGGAGCUGUUGUGUUGCUGCCAGGAGCUGUUGUGUUGCUGCCAGGAGCUGUGGUGUCGCUGCCAGGAGCUGUGGUGUCGCUGGCAGGAGCUGUUGUGUUGCUGGCAGGAGCUGUGGUGUCGCUGGCAGGAGCUGUUGUGUUGCUGGCAGGAGCUGUGGUUUCGCUGGCAGGAGCUGUGGUUUCGCUGGCAGGAACUGUGGUUUCGCUGGCAGGAGCUGUGGUUUCGCUGGCAGGAGCUGUGAUGAUGCUUUUGUGGGCGGCAGAAAUGAUGCAGCGGGCGGACUUGACUGCCUUGCGGAGGGGCUUGGACCUGGGCACGGGGAGCGCAGCAUGA
Closterium sp. Naga37s-1 is the source of this 1482-nucleotide messenger RNA. NCBI's taxonomy places the organism in Eukaryota, Viridiplantae, Streptophyta, Zygnematophyceae, Desmidiales, Closteriaceae. The record is from the annotation of a GenBank genome assembly.